GGAUGCUCUUCAACCUCAAGUACCUGGGUAUGACGCUGGUGGAACAGCCCAAGGGCGAGGAGCUGUCAGCCGCCGCCGUCAAGAGGAUUGUGGCUACGGCUAAGGCCAGCGGGAAGAAGCUGCAGAAGGUGACUCUCAAGGUGUCGCCACGGGGAAUUAUCCUGACCGACAACCUCACCAAUCAGCUCAUUGAGAAUGUGUCCAUUUACAGGAUCUCAUACUGUACAGCAGACAAGAUGCACGACAAGGUGUUUGCAUACAUCGCCCAGAGCCAGCACAGUGAGAACCUUGAGUGCCAUGCCUUCCUCUGCAGCAAGCGGAAGAUGGCACAAGCUGUCACCCUCACCGUAGCCCAGGCCUUCAAAGUCGCCUUUGAGUUUUGGCAGGUGUCCAAGGAAGAGAAAGAGAAGAGGGAGAAAGCCAGCCAAGAGGGAGGAGACAUCCUGGGAUCAUGCUGCGACAGCACCCCCUCCCUGAAGAGCCUGGUCGCCACUGGGAACCUGCUGGACUUGGAAGAGACGGCCAAAGCCCCACUGUCUACGGUCAGUGCCAACACCACUAACACGGAUGAGGCACCACGGCCGCAAACCUUGAGCAGCAGCGGUGUUGUCUGGGAGCUGGAUGACGGCCUGGAUGAAGCAUUUUCCAGGCUUGCCCAAUCGCGGACGAACCCUCAAGUCCUGGACACUGGGCUGACAGCACAGGACAUCCAUUAUGCUCAGUGCCUCUCACCUAGUGACUGGGACAAGCCUGACAGCAGCGGCACCGAGCAGGAUGAUCUCUUCAGCUUCUGAGGGCCCAGGGCC
Galeopterus variegatus (Sunda flying lemur) is the source of this 806-nucleotide messenger RNA. RefSeq names its product low density lipoprotein receptor adaptor protein 1 (gene LDLRAP1). The record is from RefSeq and is a predicted model, not a curated record. Lineage: Eukaryota; Metazoa; Chordata; Mammalia; Dermoptera; Cynocephalidae. The transcript is spliced from 8 exons. Gene Ontology annotation, cellular component: early endosome. The coding region runs from base 3 to 794 and encodes 263 amino acids.